Molecule: messenger RNA, 5634 nt
Organism: Schistocerca nitens (vagrant locust)
Lineage: Eukaryota; Metazoa; Arthropoda; Insecta; Orthoptera; Acrididae
Product: axoneme-associated protein mst101(2)-like
Exons: 4
Coding region: 1-5634 (1877 amino acids)
Biological process (GO): regulation of osteoblast differentiation; cell differentiation
Cellular component (GO): nucleoplasm
Source: RefSeq, a predicted model, not a curated record
AUGAACGGCUGCGCCGAAACAGCUGCGCCGAAACAGCUGCGCCGAAACAGCUGCGCCGAAACAGCUGCGCCGAAACAGCUGCGCCGAAACAGCUGCGCAGAAACAGCUGCGCCGAAACAGCUGCGCAGAAACAGUUGCGCCGAAACAGCUGCGCAGAAACAGCUAGGCAGAAACAGCUGCGCAGAAGCAGCUGCGCAGAAGCAGCUGCGCAGAAGCAGCUGCGCAGAAACAGCUGCGCAGAAGCAGCUGCGCAGAAACAGCUGCGCAGAAGCGGCUGCGCAGAAGCGGCUGCGCAGAAGCGGCUGCGCAGAAGCGGCUGCGCAGAAACGGCUGCGCAGGAACGGCUGCGCAGGAACGGCUGCGCAGGGACGGCUGCGCAGGGACGGCUGCGCAGGAACGGCUGCGCAGGAACGGCUGCGCAGGAACGGCUGCGCAGGAACGGCUGCGCAGGAACGGCUGCGCAAAACGGCUGCGCAGAAGCGGCUGCGCAGAAGCGGCUGCGCAGAAGCGGCUGCGCAGAAGCGGCUGCGCAGAAGCGGCUGCGCAGAAGCGGCUGCGCAGAAGCGGCUGCGCAGAAGCGGCUGCGCAGAAGCGGCUGCGCAGAAGCGGCUGCGCAGAAGCGGCUGCGCAGAAGCGGCUGCGCAGAAGCGGCUGCGCAGAAGAGGCUGCGCAGAAGCGGCUGCGCAGAAGCGGCUGCGCAGAAGCGGCUGCGCAGAAGCGGCUGCGCAGAAGCGGCUGCGCAGAAGCGGCUGCGCAGAAGCGGCUGCGCAGAAGCGGCUGCGCAGAAGCGGCUGCGCAGAAGCGGCUGCGCUGAAGCGGCUGCGCAGAAGCGGCUGCGCAGAAGCGGCUGCGCAGAAGCGGCUGCGCAGAAGCGGCUGCGCAGAAGCGGCUGCGCAGAAGCGGCUGCGCAGAAGCGGCUGCGCUGAAGCGGCUGCGCAGAAGCGGCUGCGCAGAAACGGCUGCGCAGAAACGGCUGCGCAGAAACGGCUGCGCAGAAACGGCUGCGCAGAAACGGCUGCGCAGAAACGGCUGCGACGAAACGGCUGCGCAGAAACGGCUGCGACGAAACGGCUGCGCCGAGACAGCUGCGCCGAAACAGCUGCGCCGAAACAGCUGCGCAGAAACAGCUGCGCAGAAACAGCUGCGCCGAAACAGCUGCGCAGAAACAGCUGCGCCGAAACAGCUGCGCCGAAACAGCUGCGCAGGAACAGCUGCGCAGAAACAGCUGCGCAGAAACAGCUGCGCAGAAACAGCUGCGCAGAAACAGCUGCGCAGAAACAGCUGCGCAGAAACAGCUGCGCAGAAACAGCUGCGCAGAAGCAGCUGCGCAGAAGCAGCUGCGCAGAAGCAGCUGCGCAGAAGCAGCUGCGCAGAAGCAGCUGCGCAGGAACAGCUGCGCAGAAGCAGCUGCGCAGGAACAGCUGCGCAGAAGCAGCUGCGCAGAAACAGCUGCGCAGGAACAGCUGCGCAGGAACAGCUGCGCAGGAACAGCUGCGCAGGAACAGCUGCGCAGGAACAGCUGCGCAGAAACAGCUGCGCAGGAACAGCUGCGCAGGAACAGCUGCGCAGGAACAGCUGCGCAGGAACAGCUGCGCAGGAACAGCUGCGCAGGAACAGCUGCGCAGAAACAGCUGCGCAGAAACAGCUGCGCAGAAACAGCUGCGCCGAAACGGCUGCGCCGAAACGGCUGCGCCGAAACGGCUGCGCCGAAACGGCUGCGCAGAAACGGCUGCGCAGGAACGGCUGCGCAGGAACGGCUGCGCAGAAACGGCUGCGCAGAAACGGCUGCGCCGAAACGGCUGCGCAGGAACGGCUGCGCAGGAACGGCUGCGCAGGAACGGCUGCGCAGGAACGGCUGCGCAGGAACGGCUGCGCAGGAACGGCUGCGCAGGAACGGCUGCGCAGCAACGGCUGCGCAGUAACGGCUGCGCAGAAACGGCUGCGCAUGAACGGCUGCGCAGGAACGGCUGCGCAGGAACGGCUGCGCAGAAACGGCUGCGCAGAAACGGCUGCGCAGAAACGGCUGCGCAGAAACGGCUGCGCAGAAGCGGCUGCGCAGAAGCGGCUGCGCAGAAACGGCUGCGCAGAAGCGGCUGCGCAGAAGCGGCUGCGCAGAAACGGCUGCGCAGAAGCGGCUGCGCAGAAGCGGCUGCGCAGAAGCGGCUGCGCAGAAGCGGCUGCGCAGAAGCGGCUGCGCAGAAGCGGCUGCGCAGAAGCGGCUGCGCAGAAGCGGCUGCGCAGGAACGGCUGCGCAGGAACGGCUGCGCAGGAACGGCUGCGCAGGAACGGCUGCGCAGGAACGGCUGCGCAGGAACGGCUGCGCAGGAACGGCUGCGCAGGAACGGCUGCGCAGGAACGGCUGCGCAGAAACGGCUGCGCAGAAACGGCUGCGCAGAAACGGCUGCGCAGAAGCGGCUGCGCAGAAGCGGCUGCGCAGAAGCGGCUGCGCAGAAGCGGCUGCGCGGAAGCGGCUGCGCGGAAACGGCUGCGCGGAAGCGGCUGCGCGGAAGCGGCUGCGCGGAAGCGGCUGCGCGGAAGCGGCUGCGCGGAAGCGGCUGCGCGGAAGCGGCUGCGCGGAAGCGGCUGCGCAGAAGCGGCUGCGCAGAAGCGGCUGCGCAGGCACGGCUGCGCAGGAACGGCUGCGCAGGAACGGCUGCGCAGGAACGGCUGCGCAGGAACGGCUGCGCAGGAACGGCUGCGCAGGAACGGCUGCGCAGGAACGGCUGCGCAGGAACGGCUGCGCAGGAACGGCUGCGCAGGAACGGCUGCGCAGGAACGGCUGCGCAGGAACGGCUGCGCAGGAACGGCUGCGCAGGAACGGCUGCGCAGAAACGGCUGCGCAGAAACGGCUGCGCAGUAACGGCUGCGCAGGAACGGCUGCGCAGGAACGGCUGCGCAGGAACGGCUGCGCAGGAACGGCUGCGCAGGAACGGCUGCGCAGGAACGGCUGCGCAGAAGCGGCUGCGCAGAAACGGCUGCGCAGAAACGGCUGCGCAGAAACGGCUGCGCAGAAACGGCUGCAAACAGCUGCGCAGCAACAGCUGCGCAGGAACAGCUGCGCAGGAACAGCUGCGCAGGAAGAGCUGCGCAGGAAGAGCUGCGCAGAAGCGGCUGCGCAGAAGCGGCUGCGCAGAAACGGCUGCGCAGAAACGGCUGCGCAGAAACGGCUGCGCCGAAACGGCUGCGCCGAAACGGCUGCGACGAAACGGCUGCGCCGAAACGGCUGCGCCGAAACGGCUGCGCCGAAACGGCUGCGCAGAAACGGCUGCGCAGAAACGGCUGCGCCGAAACGGCUGCGCAGAAACGGCUGCGCCGAAACAGCUGCGCCGAAACAGCUGCGCAGGAACAGCUGCGCAGAAACAGCUGCGCAGAAACAGCUGCGCAGAAACAGCUAGGCAGAAACAGCUGCGCAGAAACAGCUGCGCAGAAACAGCUGCGCAGAAACAGCUGCGCAGAAACAGCUGCGCAGAAGCAGCUGCGCAGAAACAGCUGCGCAGAAGCAGCUGCACAGAAGCAGCUGCGCAGAAACAGCUGCGCAGAAGCAGCUGCGCAGAAGCAGCUGCGCAGAAGCAGCUGCGCAGAAGCAGCUACGCAGAAGCAGCUGCGCAGAAGCAGCUGCGCAGAAGCAGCUGCGCAGAAGCAGCUGCGCAGAAGCAGCUGCGCAGGAACAGCUGCGCAGAAGCAGCUGCGCAGGAACAGCUGCGCAGAAGCAGCUGCGCAGGAACAGCUGCGCAGGAACAGCUGCGCAGGAACAGCUGCGCUGGAACAGCUGCGCUGGAACAGCUGCGCAGGAACAGCUGCGCAGGAACGGCUGCGCAGAAACGGCUGCGCAGAAACGGCUGCGCAGGAACGGCUGCGCAGGAACGGCUGCGCAGAAACGGCUGCGCAGAAACGGCUGCGCAGAAACGGCUGCGCAGAAACGGCUGCGCCGAAACGGCUGCGCCGAAACGGCUGCGCAGAAACGGCUGCGCAGAAACUGCUGCGCCGAAACGGCUGCGCCGUAACAGCUGCGCCGAAACAGCUGCACCGAAACAGCUGCGCAGAAACAGCUGCGCAGAAACUGCUGCGCCGAAACAGCUGCGCAGAAACAGCUGCGCCGAAACAGCUGCGCCGAAACAGCUGCGCAGGAACAGCUGCGCAGGAACAGCUGCGCAGAAACAGCUGCGCAGGAACAGCUGCGCAGAAACAGCUGCGCAGAAACAGCUGCGCAGAAGCAGCUGCGCAGAAACAGCUGCGCAGAAGCAGCUGCGCAGAAACAGCUGCGCAGAAGCAGCUGCGCAGAAGCAGCUGCGCAGAAGCAGCUGCGCAGAAGCAGCUGCGCAGAAGCAGCUGCGCAGGAACAGCUGCGCAGGAACAGCUGCGCAGAAGCAGCUGCGCAGGAACAGCUGCGCAGAAGCGGCUGCGCAGAAGCGGCUGCGCAGGAACGGCUGCGCAGGAACGGCUGCGCAGGAACGGCUGCGCAGGAACGGCUGCGCAGGAAAGGCUGCGCAGGAACGGCUGCGCAGAAACGGCUGCGCAGAAACGGCUGCGCAGAAACGGCUGCGCCGAAACGGCUGCGCCGAAACGGCUGCGCCGAAACGGCUGCGCCGAAACGGCUGCGCAGGAACGGCUGCGCAGGAACGGCUGCGCAGGAACGGCUGCGCAGGAACGGCUGCGCAGGAACGGCUGCGCAGGAACGGCUGCGCAGGAACGGCUGCGCAGGAACGGCUGCGCAGGAACGGCUGCGCAGGAACGGCUGCGCAGGAACGGCUGCGCAGGAACGGCUGCGCAGGAACGGCUGCGCAGGAACGGCUGCGCAGAAACGGCUGCGCAGAAACGGCUGCGCAGAAACGGCUGCGCAGAAACGGCUGCGCAGAAGCGGCUGCGCAGAAGCGGCUGCGCAGAAACGGCUGCGCAGAAACGGCUGCGCAGGAACAGCUGCGCAGGAACAGCUGCGCAGGAACAGCUGCGCAGAAACAGCUGCGCAGGAACAGCUGCGCAGGAACAGCUGCGCAGGAACAGCUGCGCAGAAACGGCUGCGCAGGAACGGCUGCGCAGGAACGGCUGCGCAGGAACGGCUGCGCAGAAACGGCUGCGCAGGAACGGCUGCGCAGGAACGGCUGCGCAGGAACGGCUGCGCAGAAACGGCUGCGCAGAAACGGCUGCGCAAAACGGCUGCGCAGAAACAGCUGCGCAGAAACAGCUGCGCAGAAACAGCUGCGCCGAAACAGCUGCGCCGAAACAGCUGCGCAGAAACAGCUGCGCAGAAACAGCUGCGCAGAAACAGCUGCGCAGAAACAGCUAGGCAGAAACAGCUGCGCAGAAACAGCUGCGCAGGAACAGCUGCGCAGAAACAGCUGCGCAGAAACAGCUGCGCAGAAGCGGCUGCGCAGAAACGGCUGCGCAGAAACGGCUGCGCAGAAGCGGCUGCGCAGAAGCGGCUGCGCAGAAGCGGCUGCGCAGAAGCGGCUGCGCAGAAGCGGCUGCGCAGAAGCGGCUGCGCAGAAGCGGCUGCGCAGAAGCGGCUGCGCAGAAGCGGCUGCGCAGAAGCGGCUGCGCAGAAUCGGCUGCGCAGAAGCGGCUGCGCAGAAGCGGCUGCGCAGAAACGGCUGCGCAGAAACGGCUGCGCAGAAACGGCUGCGCAGAAACGGCUAG